CCUCCCACAUACAGUGGGAAUUGCAGUGCCUGCCGAACACGGACAAACGGGAUUAGCCAACUUCUUUCCUCACUCAAACUUGCUUCCUUGGAAUUUCCAAUACCUACUUAGAUAACUUCAGGGUUAGUUCAGAACAAGUGUACUCCUGGCUGCGUUCAACGUUUCCGUGCUCUUGCUUUCUUUUUCUGACUUUGAAGAUAAAAGGAGAAGAUUGGGUCUGUCCCGGGCCAUUUCAGUACUUCUUGAUCUCCGGAGACAUUUUGAUUGAUUGAUUGAUUUAUUAAAAAAAAAACACUAAGGCUGAUGAAAGAUCUGCUGGACUCUUGAAACACUGGUCUAACAACACUACCCUGAACUUUUUGCAGAGUUAUUACAGCAGCUUCUUUUCUCUGUGAAUAAGGAUUCGACAGAGCAGCUUCCGGUCUUUCUUUCUUUUUCUUUGUUUUUUUGUGCUGAUUUUAGCUUUCACUUCUCUACAAUUCCUGCAGAAGUUCCUCCAGGUCUCCGCGAUACGGAUUCGGAGGAAGCUUCAGAAUAAGGGAACCACGAGGGGUCCAAGAAGCAGGAGGAGCAGACGCAACGACCCGCAACUGUGUGAAGAAGCAUGAGGUGUAAUCAGAGUUGUGGCUUGCUGACCGUGGCAGCCAUCGGAGCGUUGCUGGCUGUCUUUGGGGGGAUUCUGAUUCCGGUUGGGAAUCAUUUCAUUGAGAAGACAAUAAAAAAGGAAGCUGCCAUUGAAAAUGGCACCAUCGCCUACGAGAAUUGGAUUGUUCCUGGGUGUCCCAUUUACCGACAGAUUUGGGUUUUCGAUGUACAGAACCCAGAGGAGGUGAUGGAGAAGGGUUCUGCUCCAAUACUUGAGCAGAAAGGCCCGUACACUUACAGGAUGCGAUACAUGCCCAAAGAAAACAUCACUGAACAUGAAGAUGGCACUCUGUCUUACCUCCAGCCAAAUAUUAUGCUUUUUCAACCCAAUAUGUCAGUUGGGCCGGAAAGUGACACGGUCACCACCGUCAACUUUGCAGUUGUGGCUGCCCCGGCUUUGUUUAAAAGUGUUCUUAUUCAAGCCUUGAUGAAUAUCUGGAUAAAAUCGUCAAAAUCAAAAUUCCUCCAGACUAGAACAGUGAAAGAAAUACUUUGGGGUUAUGAAGAUCCUUUCUUGAAAAAAAUCCCAAUCGUAAAAUUGGAUAAAUUCGUUGGAGUAUUCUAUCCUUAUAAUAAAACAGUCGAUGGCCCUUACCGAAUUUAUACUGGGAAAGACGAUAUAAACAAGAAAGGAACUAUCCUGACUUUUAAUAAUAGCAGGACCCUUCACUACUUUAAGAGCUAUUGUGACAUGAUCAAUGGCACUGAUGCGUCCUCGUUCCACCCUUUUGUCAGCAAGAGUGAACAGCUGUACUUCUUUUCCUCGGAUGCUUGCAGGUCAGUCUCCGCCAGAUUUGACAGGGAGGAGACUGUGAAAGGCAUCUUGCUUUAUCGCUUCAGCAUCCCUCCGUCGGCUUUUGCCUCAAGCCUUACCAACCCUGACAAUAUCUGCUUUUGCACGGACAAGGAGAUAAGUAUGAACUGUACAACACGUGGAGUUCUGGAUAUCAGCUCCUGCAAACAAGGUAAACCUGUCUACCUCUCCAUGCCCCACUUCCUGUCCGGAAGUAAGAUACUUUUUCAAUUUGUGAAAGGGAUGAAGCCAAGCGUGGAAGAACACACCACCUUUCUGGAUGUGGAACCGGUCACAGGAUUUACCUUGAGCUUUUCCAAAAGGUUGCAGAUUAAUCUACUGGUGAGACCAAAUUCAAAAAUCGCAGCACUAAAAAACAUCAAGCAUUUCUUUUACUUUCCUAUUCUGUGGCUGAACGAGACGGCUACGAUCGAUGAUGAGAAAGCAGAUUUUUUCCGAUCAAAAGUGACCAACAAGAUCAAGUUGCUGUACUUCCUUCAAUGGGCCCUAAUUAUCAUUGGUUCUCUAAUGUUCCUGGGCAUCCUAAUUGUCUUUUUCAUGUGCAAAGACAAGAGACCUAAAUGACCUGUCUGGUGAAAGCAACCAUUUCUUCCAGUUUCAUGCAGAGAGCGGAGCAUUGUCUUCCUAGAGUCAUUUUGGGUUGUGCUCUUAAAUAUUGUAAUAUGGACAGACAGGUGAAGGAUAAGGUUUUAUUUUAUCCUGUCCUCAAUAAAACAACAAUAUCUUUUGUUAUUUUUGUGAUAA
Molecule: messenger RNA, 2203 nt
Organism: Crotalus tigris (Tiger rattlesnake)
Lineage: Eukaryota; Metazoa; Chordata; Lepidosauria; Squamata; Viperidae
Product: platelet glycoprotein 4-like
Exons: 14
Coding region: 605-2023 (472 amino acids)
Biological process (GO): lipid storage; amyloid-beta clearance by cellular catabolic process; receptor-mediated endocytosis
Cellular component (GO): cytoplasm; caveola; cell surface
Molecular function (GO): low-density lipoprotein particle binding; low-density lipoprotein particle receptor activity; scavenger receptor activity
Source: RefSeq, a predicted model, not a curated record